Messenger RNA from Linum trigynum, 942 nucleotides. NCBI's taxonomy places the organism in Eukaryota, Viridiplantae, Streptophyta, Magnoliopsida, Malpighiales, Linaceae. The record is from the annotation of a GenBank genome assembly.
ACGUAAGCAUGCAACUUAGGCCUGAAUUUACAUCAAAUUGUCAUUUGUGCUCAUCUGAGAUUAAUGAUUUGCAUACAGGAACCUCUAGCCAAAGUCGGAGUUAGAUAUGAUGUUUUUAGUGCCUUCACUACUACACGCUGCCAGUCCAAAUAUAUUGGAUUUCAUUUGUACUUAGGGGCACCUCCAUCAUUAAUGUCUUCCCCGACUACAGUCGAGCCUUCCGUCCAAAGAGGUGAAGAGGCCGCUACCCGGCUCCAAGCUACCAAGACCUCCACGUUAGACCAUACCAUUUAUCGUACCGAUACGAGCCUGUCAUCCCACCAUGAGCCAACCCCGGAUGCUAUACCGUACUUGAUCCAAAGCCGAGGAACUCAUUCGUUCAGUUUGGCGCUCUUCGUACCCACGCCGAUCCUUGCGCCGGCGAGAGGAUUUUGUAACCAGCACCAUUGCCGGCUUCACAUAGUUAGCUUUUAUUCUUUUGACGUCGCCGCCAACGCCACUGGAGCUCCGAGCUUCUUCACCAAAAUCGAAUCAUUGGGACCUGUAGCGCCUUUAGCAUAGAAACCUCAUCUCAUUAAUUAUUACGGCAUUUCCUGGUGACUACUAGAUAUUGUCAAAUAUUCCCCUCUCACAUCGCGUCAUUCACGAUCAAUCCAGCCUGUUCCUGUUCCCUCCUUAUCGCACCAUCUUAGACAUCUUGCUCGCACUAACGCCAUGAUAUGGGAGGCCCCUCUCUCUCUCUCUCUCUCUCUCUCUCUCUCUCUCUCUCUCUCUCUCUCUCUCUCUCUCUCUCUCUCUCCUGGUUCUCGCUAACAAUCAAGUUACUACCAUGUGUCGCAGGCGAGAGGGGGUAACGGGCCUAGGGUUAAAGUGGUUCAAGGGUAAUUUGGAAAUUUCAACGGGUGAGUUUAAUCUGAAACUCAAUUAAAGUCUGUAACUUUC